Messenger RNA from Pungitius pungitius (ninespine stickleback), 4370 nucleotides. RefSeq names its product RUN and FYVE domain containing 2 (gene rufy2). The transcript has 19 exons. Lineage: Eukaryota; Metazoa; Chordata; Actinopteri; Perciformes; Gasterosteidae. Gene Ontology annotation, cellular component: cytoplasm. The coding region runs from base 464 to 2581 and encodes 705 amino acids. The record is from RefSeq and is a predicted model, not a curated record. Gene Ontology annotation, molecular function: metal ion binding.
AUGACGUAGCGCUGCCUUUUGUGUGCGCGCGCGUGUGUGUGUGUCUUGUGAGCCUGCUGACACCGCCCCUCCGGAGGGUGCAGCGGGGACUGCCAGGAGCCCAACUGUCGUUUUUUCAGUCCGCGGACUGUCAACAAAUCUCCACCGCACCGGGAUGUACGGAAACGAACCGCGUAUCGAGCAGCAGCUGUCCGCGCCGUUGCUGACGUCCGUGAUGUUACGUUAGACCGACACAAACGCUUCGCACUACGGGAACCUCGCGGCGGUUGAUUGGUGAUUGUAGUCGAGCUUGUCAUUGUUUUGGCCGGUGGUUUAACAGGUAUUUGUGUGUAUGCUACGGUUGUCGCAAUGGUCGCCCGUUGGAAUUGUUCAACGAAGCUAGCUCGCUAACGGUUAGCCAACCGUAUGAAUCUGGCUGCGUUCGCAGCGACCAGCGGCUGUAUUUAUAUAGAAAUACGUGAACAUGGCAUCGCCCGCAGAGCACGACCUGGCGCUUUCUGAAGCGGACAGCAGCAAGGAGAAAGCGCAGAUGUUUGGGAUUUUGAGGCUGCAGGAGGAGAAAUCUGCUGCUAACAGUAGCAGCACGGCGAGAGGAGGAGGAGGAGGAGGUGGAGGUGGAGGAGACGGGCGAUGGCAGGCUCCCAUCUUCGCGUUGGCCAGGAAAGCAUCCGAGACAAUUUCAGGGAGUAUUCACGUCCUGCCCAAAGUGUCGGAGCACCGCGCGUCUCUUUCCAGUGACUGGAGCGUCCCAGCCUUGCGAGACCCGAUGACUAUGGAGCGUGCAAACCUGCUCAACAUGGCCAAACUGAGCAUUAAAGGGCUGAUAGAGUCGGCUCUGAGCUUUGGACGAACUCUGGACUCGGACUACCCACCUCUGCAGCAGUUCUUUGUCGUCAUGGAGCACUGCCUCAAACAUGGCCUCAAAGUGAAGAAGUCCUUUCUGGGCUAUAACAAGUCUCUCUGGGGUCCCCUGGAGCUCGUGGAGAAACUGUGCCCUGAAGCAGUUGAGAUCUCCGCCUCUGUACGAGACCUGCCCGGACUUAAGACUCCAUUAGGCCGGGCCAGAGCUUGGUUGCGUCUAGCGCUGAUGCAGAAACGGUUGGCUGACUACCUACGACUCCUCAUCACCAGAAAAGAUCUGCUCAGUGAUUUCUAUGAGCAUUCAGCACUGAUGCUGGAGGAGGAGGGAGCAGUGAUAGUGGGCCUGCUGGUGGGCCUUAACGUCAUUGAUGCUAACCUGUGUGUCAAGGGCGAGGAUUUAGACUCCCAGGUUGGGGUGAUUGACUUCUCCAUGUACUUGAAGAAUGACAUUGAUGAUUACAGGAGUGAGGAGAGGAAUAGCCAGAUAGCGUCAAUCUUGGAUCAGAAGAACUAUGUAGAGGAACUGAACCGACAACUCAACUCCACAGUUGGCGGUCUUCAAGGCAGAGUGGACUCAUUAGAGAAGUCCAACUCUAAACUCAUAGAGGAGUUAGCCAUAGCCAAGAACAACAUCAUUAAACUGCAGGAAGAGAACCAGCAGCUGAGGAGUGAAAACAGCCUUAUUCUGCAGAAGACACAGGAACAUUUUGAGGUAACGCAGGGCGAUGCGUCAGUGGAGAGAGACACAUACAAACAGUCGCGUCAAGGAUUAGAUGAGAUGUACAAUGAUGCUCAAAGGCAACUGAAGGAAGAGUGUCAGCACAGACAGGACGUGGAGAAUGAGCUGGUAGUCCAGAUGUCAAUGAAACAGGAAAUGGAGUUGGCCAUGAAACUCCUGGAGAAAGAUAUUCAUGAAAAGCAGGACACACUGAUCGGACUGAGACAUCAGCUAGAUGAAGUCAAAGUCAUUAACGUAGAGAUGUACCAGAAGAUGCAGGUAAAAUCGUCUGAUGAGGAGAUGAAGAAGAAGAACGAUGUAAUCACUCGUCUGGAAGAGAAGACCAAUCAGAUCACUGCCACCAUGAAGCAGCUGGAGCAAAGAUUACAGGAGGCAGAGAGGCACCGCACUUCGGCCGAGGAGGGGACCAGGCGCUUCAAGUUGGACUUUGCCAACAAGGCCGACAGCCUGCAGCGGCAAAUCGAGCACAGAGAAAGGCAAAUCCAGCAGCUGGAGACGGACCUGAAGAUAGAGAGGGAGUGGAGGCAGACGUUACAAAACGAUCUUGAAAGGGAGAGGGAUACGGUGGCUCAGCUCGCCACCGAGGCGCUUCAGAUCAACGGGCUAAAGAAGGAGUUCCAUUGUCUUCACGAUGAAAACAUUCAGCUGAAGACAAUCUGUGAGGAUCAAGAACAAGCUCUUGAGGAACUAGGCUCCAAACUGAGCGAAUCCAAAAUGAGGAUUGAAGACAUCAAAGAAGCAAACAAAGCUCUUCAGGGGGGGCAGGUGUGGUUGAAGGAUAAGGACGCCAGCCACUGCAAGCUGUGUGAGAAGGAGUUCUCCAUCUCUAGGCGAAAGCACCAUUGUAGGAACUGUGGGGAGAUUUUUUGUAACAGCUGCUCUGACAAUGAGCUCCCUCUGCCCGCCUCACCCAAACCAGUCAGAGUCUGUGACACCUGCCACGCCCUCCUCCUCCAACGAUGCUCCUCCAAUCCAACGUGAGGGAGGAGCCGCGACAGCUUCUAACCACCUGACAUCAAACCCAUAGCUCCCCAUCCUCCGGCCCCCGGUCAGACCCACCUCCCACCUUCUCCCAUCACAACUGCUGCUCGAAAGGGACAGUGUGAAUGAACAUUUAGCGCGUUUGAUUUGUCGUUAUUUUCAGUCCCUCAUAGUCAGAGGAGCUGUCUGCAUCAUUCUCACCCGUCUGUUUGAUGUACUUGUAUGCGGUGGAUGGACAUCAGUUCUUUUACAGGCGAAACACGUUCCAUCAGCUGUUUAAAAAAAGGAUCUGUCUGAUGACUGCUAUAAACAGAGGAACGCAUUUACAAUGAACUAAUGAGCACUGCCUCAGCUAAAUGCAGAUUAUCAACCAAAUGUACAGUCUAUUGAAGGGCUGCAUCAUCAUCAUCAUCAUCGUCGCCAUUGUUAUAAUGUAUGUAUUGCGCGUCAAACUGAUUACAGUAAACAUACAGCCAAACAGAUGGCAUUAUAUAUUUUAUACAGACUGUAUGAUGGCUUUGUUACAGGGUCUCGACGGCCAAGUGCCCUCUUUUCAAGGGGAGGGAAACUAACACAAACAUAAAGGCAACAUUUUCACAGGCACCAAAAAUAUCCUCUGAAACCUACUAGAGACAAAACGUUACUCCAAGGAACUCUCAUUUCUGGACACAACUCUAAGCAGAUUUUGUCAUGCUGACACGAUAAAUUGACUAGUUUUGGGGCUGCGGCUAGUAAAGGGACUUUUUCUUUUUCUUAACAAUGUUUGUGCCGUUUGUGCCUGUGUAAAAGCCGAUAAUUCUUUCAGCUGCUCGCACUACUCAUGUUGCCAAAAUGAGCCUGAAAUGCGAGGCUUUCUGUUAACUGAAUCUAAAAUUCUUAAAAGUAGCAACUCUAGCCGAGCAAAGCCAUCUCCAGAAAAGGCACAUUUCACUGUUUUCAAACACUAAUGCAGCGGAAGCUGCUUUUAGGACCAAGAAAGGCAACAAAUGCUGUUGUCGCUGGUGACCGAUGGAGUUGGCACUUCUUAAAUGUUUCUUUAGUUGAUGAACCACUGACGGCUAGCUCACAACACGACCACUUCGCCAACUAGUCCGUGGUUAAGAACCGACGGGAGUGGCCAGGUGGUUUCAGCACUUGGCAAUCUUAUAUUACCUCUUAUAUAGAUUUAUUUGAAAGUAUUUAUAUUUGAUCUUGUAUUUUAUGCAGACUUUUACUUUCAGAGGUCCAGGGAACUUGUCUUCAUGCUUUCCUUGUUCACCUGAAGAAUUAGUGAGAGGAGGGGUUUGAAACUCUAAGCCAAUUGUGUUCCUUUAUGUUUGAUGUGUUGUUAGACUAAUGCUGAUGACUGGACAGUCUUCAGUGAAGCGCUAUGAAAAGAGUUCCACUGCACAUUCUGGUUUUAAACUGCUACAAUGUUUACAUUCUAUGGCCGGAAGUAUUCAUUCCUACGAAAAGAUAAAACGAGCCGGCGUUCAUUUCAAUCCAAUUUAAAGUGUUUUUUUUAUUGUUCAAAUAUUUAAAAACUGACCAUUGUAUCAUAUUACCAUUUAGUAAUACAGGCAAAUUGCACCCAGGCCUAAAACCUUUUUGUACGGUGUCGUUCUUAUGAGUCGCCCAGCUUUGAAGUGGACUGAAACAGUGUUGACACCACUGUAUGUUGUAUAUACACAACUGUUGAUAAUCAGUGACUCGUUUACUUUAUCCCACCAGUUUAAUAUUAUUAACUCUAUUGCCAACAAAAUGCUGUCUUGACUGUGUAGCAGUUUCUGAUUAAAUCACAUCACAAACA